UUAGCCGUGUUACGUACUUACGGCUAUAACAGGAUGUCGAGUGGUAGAUUAGAACUUUUCACUUUUGGGUUUGGGUGACACGAACCUCUUAACGAUCUCGUGUUGCGAUAAUGAGAUCAAUAAGCCUUUUCCUGUGCCUUACAAUUCCGGAGCGAAACUGAGGAAUGUAUUUGUACAAAUGGAAUUGUUUACAUAAUGUGAUUUGACAGAAGGUAUCAAUCAAAUUCCCAAGGAUACUCGUUGCUUUAAAAUUACAGCGAGUAAUCUGUUUCUGGGAGAUUUACGAUUUGCGUAACAGUUGAUUUUUAACUGAGUGUGAAGAUACAGUCAGUCUGUAGAGGAAGAAAAGAAAAGAAAUCUUACAAAAUUUAUGCAAAUUUAAAGACAAUACAGUACAAUACAUUGAAAAGAAAACAUGAAUGAAAUUAAGGAUAACACAGUACGAGUGGUGUUUAUAUCCUUGCUGCUGGAUCUCCUAGCAUUUACGAUGAUACUGCCACUACUGCCAGCUCUAUUGGACCAUUAUAAAGACAUGGAAAAGGGACAUGGAUUGUACUCCAGUAUUUUUAACUACAUGAAGAGCAUACAAAUAUUCUUUGAUGCACCAGACAAAGUUAGCACUGUUCUUUACGGAGGUUUCCUAGGUUCUAUGUAUUCCUUUUUACAAUUCUUAGGAUCACCAAUCAUAGGAGCAUUAUCAGAUAUUUAUGGACGAAAACCUAUGAUGUUACUUUGUUUGAUGGGCAUUUCACUCUCUUACCUCUUAUGGGCUUUGUCUACAAAUUUUGGUAUAUUUGUAUUAGCUAGAUUUGUAGGUGGUAUCAAUAAAGGAAACAUCAGUCUGUCAAUGGCUAUUAUAAGUGAUGUUACAUCUCCGAAAACCAGAGGAAAAGCAAUGGCACUUGUGGGGAUAGCAUUCUCCAUCGGUUUUGUUGUGGGACCAAUGAUAGGAGCGUUUUUUGCGUGGCUUUAUAGUGGUAAUAAGGAAGGCACGUGGUACGCGAUACCAGCUCUAUUUGCGCUGUUCCUUGCCUUAAGUGAUUUAUUUUUUGUCACUUGUUAUCUGAAAGAGAGUCUACCAUUAAAAUACAGAGCGGUCACUUUAGCGAAAGGAUUAUCCGGGGCAAUUUCCUACAUCAAUCCUAUUGAUCUCUUCCAAUUUAAUGGAGUAUUGAACUUGAGUCGGCAAGAUCAACAAGAUUUGAAGAUAUUGGGUCGAGCAUAUUUUAUAUACCUUUUUAUAUAUAGCGGUUUGGAGUUUACUCUGACGUUUUUGACGCAUCAUACAUUUGGCUUUACCAGUAUGCAGCAGGGUUGGAUGUUUCUUGGGAUCGGACUGAUCAUGGCAGUUUUACAGGGCGGUUGGGUGCGUCAUAUACCCCCAAAUAAAACAAAAACUAUCAGCGAGCUGGGUUUGUGGUUAAUAAUUCCUGCAUUUAUAUGUAUCGGUGUUGCUACCAGUGUACAGAUGUUGUGCAUCGGGAUUUUUCUUUUUGCAGUUUCCACCGCGAUGGUUGUCACUUGUGUGAUGACUCUGGUAACGCGCAUUGGGCCCGAGCAUCAAAAGGGUGUAAUUACUGGAAUAUUUCGUUCUCUAGGUGCAUUGGCUCGCGCUUGCGGACCUAUUAUCGCCUCUUCAGCAUUUUGGUGCAUUGGAAGUGCUACAACGUAUCUAAUUGGGGCUCUGCUACUCACGCUACCGCCUCUGAUUUUGCACAGCAUGCGUACUUUGUAAUACUUGGCAGUGCCAGAAACGUUAUGCCGUCCUCUGCCUUUCUUAAUUUUAAAAAUUAUACCGUGAACAGUAACUUAUAUUUUUUUUAUAUACAUAUACUGUUUUAUAGCAAUUUUUAAGAGAAAUGAUUAAAUACUCUAUACAUUAUGUUGGAUAUCUUGGAUAUAUUUGAUAUAUAUAUAAUAUUAUGUUUUAUAUAAAUUAUAUAUAUAUUUAUAAUUUGUGAUAUACAUAUAACAAAACAUGUUACAGAACAAUAUAUACAUUUAUAUGUUAUACAUAUGCAUAUGUAUAAUCUUAUCUACAAUUGUAAAACUUUGAAAUUACUCUAAUGUUUUAAUAGAUUAAACAUUUUGAUAUUACAUAUUUUUUAAA
Messenger RNA from Solenopsis invicta (red fire ant), 2110 nucleotides. RefSeq names its product major facilitator superfamily domain-containing protein 10 (gene rtet). Gene Ontology annotation, biological process: transmembrane transport. Gene Ontology annotation, cellular component: brush border membrane. The record is from RefSeq and is a predicted model, not a curated record. The coding region runs from base 416 to 1735 and encodes 439 amino acids. Gene Ontology annotation, molecular function: transmembrane transporter activity. The transcript is spliced from 7 exons. NCBI's taxonomy places the organism in Eukaryota, Metazoa, Arthropoda, Insecta, Hymenoptera, Formicidae.